UCAUAGUAUACCAUAUCAUAAAAAAUUAAAAAAAUAGACUAAAGUUUAGUAAACUGUUGAAAAAUAUAAAAUUGUUGAACCCAAUAAAGAGGCAUAAAUGAUGCUACUUCAUCAAAAUCUCCGCUCAAAUAUUGCUCGCUUUCUCUGCAUUCCUCUAACCGUCACCGUCGUCCUCUCCUCCGCUCUUUCCCUUCCACCUCUUCCUUCAACCACCGCCGCCGCCGCACUCUCUCACCGCCACCGCCACCACCACCACCGCCGUCGAUUCACCUCCGUCUCGCCGAUGAGUUCGCCGCCGCAUGCCCUGUCUCAGUCUCACUCUCCACCUCCUCCGGUGGCGAAGAAGGUGGAGCACGUGAUGGAGCUGUUCGGAGACGUCAGGAUCGACAACUACUACUGGCUCCGUGAUGAUUCCCGCUCCGAUCCUGAGAUGCUCUCGUAUCUCCGCCAAGAGAAUGCCUACACCGACUCCAUCAUGUCUGGGACCAAAGAGUUUGAAGAUAAGCUUUUUGCUGAGAUAAGAGGAAGGAUUAAGGAGGAUGACGUGUCUGCGCCCUUGCGCAGAGGGCCUUAUUACUAUUACAAGAAAACCAUGGAAGGAAAGGAGUAUGUUCAAUACUGUAGGCGUCUUGUACCUGAUAACCAAAAGGUUCCAUCCGUGCACGACACCAUGCCCACAGGACCUGAAGCUCCUCCUGAGCAUGUUAUUUUGGAUGAGAAUAUCAAGGCACAACAGCACCAAUACUACAGUAUUGGUUCUUUCAAGGUUAGCCCAAAUAACAAGUUGGUAGCUUAUGCAGAAGAUACUAAAGGAAAUGAAAUAUAUACUGUUCAUGUCAUUGAUGCUGAGACUCAGGCUCCUAUUGGAGAGCCUCUUGUUAAUGUAACAUCGUACCUUGAAUGGGCCAGUGAUGGUGCUCUAGUUUAUGUCACAAUGGACAGUAUUCUCAGGCCUGACAAGGCAUGGCUUCAUUUGUUAGGAACUGAACAAUCAAACGAUACUUGUCUUUACGAAGAAAAGGACGACACAUUUUCUCUUGACCUUCAAGCGUCCGAGAGCAAGAAAUUUUUGUUUGUUGCAUCAGAAAGCAAAAAUACAAGGUUCAAUUUUUAUCUGGAUGUUUCCAAACCUGAAGAGGGUCUCAAAGUUCUGACACCACGUGUGGAUGGUAUUGACACAACUGUCAGCCAUCGUGGAGAUCAUUUCUUUAUUAAGAGGAGAAGUGAUCAAUUUUUCAAUUCAGAGGUUGUAGCUUGUGCUAUCAACAACACUUCGUCAACUACAGUUCUUAUUCCCCAUAGGGACAGUGUAAAAAUUCAGGGUAUACAACUUUUUAGUGAUCAUCUUGUCGCGUCCGAGAGAGAAAAUGGUCUACCAAAAAUAAUAGUUUAUCACCUUCCACCUGUUGGUGAACCACUAAGGGAUCUUGAAAGCGGUCAAGCAGUUAGUUUAAUUGAUCCAGUGUACACAGCGUACCCUUCAGAGUCAGAGUUUUCGUCAAGUAUUUUACGGUUUUCAUAUAGCUCAUUGAGGACGCCUCCCUCUGUAUAUGAUUAUGAUAUGAAGGCAGGCGUUUCAGUUUUGAAGAAGAUUGACUCGGUUCUUGGAGGAUUUGAUGCAACACGUUAUGUCACUGAAAGGCAGUGGGCAAGUGCUUUGGAUGGAACUUUGAUUCCCAUAUCACUUGUUUACCGUAAAGAUCUUGUGAAACUUGAUGGAUCAGAUCCAUUACUACUUUAUGGCUAUGGGUCUUAUGAGAUAUGCAUAGAUCCCGGUUUCAAAUCAUCAAGGCUUUCAUUGUUGGAUCGGGGUUUUAUAUAUGCUAUAGCUCAUAUACGUGGAGGUGGUGAAAUGGGGAGGCAGUGGUAUGAGAAUGGGAAGCUGCUGAAGAAAAAGAAUACUUUCACUGAUUUUAUUGCAUGUGCUGAAUACUUGAUUGAAAAAAAAUUAUGUUCUAAGGAAAGACUUUGCAUCGAAGGAAGAAGUGCUGGGGGUUUGCUAAUUGGUGCAGUUCUUAAUAUGCGACCGGAUUUAUUCAAGGCUGCAGUUGCUGGAGUACCUUUUGUGGAUGUUGUGACAACAAUGCUUGAUCCAACAAUACCUCUCACUACUUCAGAAUGGGAGGAAUGGGGUGAUCCCAGGAAGGAGGACUUUUACUACUACAUGAAAUCAUAUUCCCCCGUUGAUAACGUGAAGGCACAGAAUUAUCCAUACAUUCUUGUUACAGCUGGACUAAAUGACCCUCGGGUUAUGUAUUCUGAACCUGCAAAGUUUGUCGCAAAACUGAGGGAUAUGAAGACUGAUGAUAACAUCCUGCUAUUUAAAUGCGAACUUGGUGCUGGGCAUUUUUCAAAAUCAGGAAGAUUUGAGAAGCUCCAGGAAGAUGCCUUCACUUACAUAUUCAUCCUGAAGGCUCUAAACAUGACUAGUCGGCUUUAGUCUUGAGAUGCAUGAGGCAUUGAUGCAGACAGAGAUGGGGGCUAUUGGUUCAUUCGUGGUUUAAUUGAGAUCUGGCCCUGUAAUGUUAGACGUUUGCAUAGCAUUACAUAGCCAAUGUUAGGACUUUCAUAGAGAAAAUCUGAAAUUACCGUGUUUGCAAUUAGCUCCGCUAAGAAAUAAGCGAGUCAUUGACACAAAUCUAUUAACAAUUUAUCUUAUUGAGGUAAAAAUAUUUUAUGGAUAAGCAUAAGCUUAUUCAUAAGCUAAUAUGUAUAGCUUAUGGAAAUAAGCCAAAAACAACAUAUAGAUGGACCAUAAAUUGUUUAUAUAAGUUUUCUCAAAUGCUUGCAUAGUUA
This is a messenger RNA of Lotus japonicus, 2796 nucleotides long. RefSeq lists its product as uncharacterized. Gene Ontology annotation, molecular function: serine-type endopeptidase activity. The transcript is spliced from 11 exons. Gene Ontology annotation, biological process: proteolysis. Bases 98 to 2440 code for a protein of 780 amino acids. Gene Ontology annotation, cellular component: cytosol. The record is from RefSeq and is a predicted model, not a curated record. Lineage: Eukaryota; Viridiplantae; Streptophyta; Magnoliopsida; Fabales; Fabaceae.